CCGCAUUGUCUCUUCCGACACCACUUCCUUCCGCAACCGAUCCAAGCAAUCAUUGCAAUAUUCCUUUUGUCAACUUGCGGAUCUUUCCGGGGACAGAAUUUUGAGUCUCGUCCAAAUUUUACAAAAUCUCUAAUUGAUGGACAGAAUAAGUCUCACGGAUUUGAGGCGACAAUUUUUCGGACCAACGCUAGACGAAAGCAUUCUAUAUGGGGUGGAUGGUUUGAUAGCUAAUAUUGGGCAUGAUGAUGACGAACAUAGAAAGGUAGAUCGAACGUCCGCCAGAAAGGAUUCUAAAGAUGACUCAAAUCAUCGAGAAAUCAAAACUCCAUCUGAAGACAUAAAAACUAUUCUGAAUAAAGAUGGAAAACGUAACUCGACCAGUACCUCGAAAAGCGAUGGUUCUGGAAAUACUUCGCUAUCCCAUUCGAUCCCUUCUGAAAAACAGAGAAAAAAAUCCACUGAUUCAGAUUCUAAACAUAGUAAAUCAGCAGAACGUCAAAUUAAGCAGAACGGUGAAAAACGGGCAUCAGUUAGUUCAUCAGAAGAUGCAAAAUCUCCAGGAAAAGUUUCAUCAAUGGAGGAAGAUCAUCAAUCUGAUCUACAGAAACAUAAAUCUACAGGAAACGCCGAUGAAAAGGCAUCGAUUGCUUCGACCCGAGGAGGUUCAUCAAAAGGAUCGAUCGACGAAAAAAGAAUUUUAGAUGGCCAUAACAAAUCAAACAUACUGACAGAAGUCGUUGAAAGUUUUGGAGAAUGCACAGAAAAGGAGGAAGCAACGAGUUUAAUUUCCAAUAAAACAGAUUUGUAGCAAUGAAAUAUAAAAUAGCUUGAUUUUAC
Messenger RNA from Armigeres subalbatus, 837 nucleotides. RefSeq lists its product as uncharacterized. The record is from RefSeq and is a predicted model, not a curated record. The coding region runs from base 137 to 808 and encodes 223 amino acids. NCBI's taxonomy places the organism in Eukaryota, Metazoa, Arthropoda, Insecta, Diptera, Culicidae. The transcript has 4 exons.